Molecule: messenger RNA, 605 nt
Organism: Rubroshorea leprosula
Lineage: Eukaryota; Viridiplantae; Streptophyta; Magnoliopsida; Malvales; Dipterocarpaceae
Source: the annotation of a GenBank genome assembly
ACAACAAUUAUGUUGCAUAAUAUUUUCUUUGUCCUUUGUCUUAAUAUUUACUGUGGAUGAAUUGUAAGAAGCAGAAGAGCUUAGAGCUAAAAGAGCAGAUAAACAGACAACACUCAACACUGCUUUUGGAUGCAUUCAAUAAAGAUCAGGCAUCUUUGCCCCAACCAUUGCCAAACCCUCUAUCUUUAGCACCAUUGCCUGUGCUUGCACCUGAUCCUCGGACCCAGGAAAUGACAAAUGAGAAGCUGAAGAAAGCUGAGGAUCUUGAUAAAACUCAGGUGAGAAAGGGAUGGUAGACAAGGCACAAAAAGCGUUAGAAGAGGCUGAAGCACUCAAGAAGACUGAUCAAAAGCUACGUGUUUGUGAUAUUUGUGGAGCAUUUUUGAGUGUUUAUGACAGUGGCCCAUGUUUACCUGAUCAUUUUGGAGGCAAACUUCAUUUAGGCUAUAUGCAAAUCUGUGAUAAAUUAGCAAAACUUCUGGUAAGAUGAUUUACAUGCUUAGUAUAUGCUGACUGUCUAUGGUGGCUCUGCUUUAAGUGCUACAUAGGGCUAGGGAUAGCGCCUGGCAUCCAAGGUGUUGGUUGUAUAAAUUGCUAGAACUGUC